Daucus carota subsp. sativus is the source of this 1643-nucleotide messenger RNA. RefSeq names its product probable indole-3-pyruvate monooxygenase YUCCA3. Gene Ontology annotation, biological process: auxin biosynthetic process. Gene Ontology annotation, molecular function: N,N-dimethylaniline monooxygenase activity; flavin adenine dinucleotide binding; NADP binding. The record is from RefSeq and is a predicted model, not a curated record. Bases 103 to 1377 code for a protein of 424 amino acids. The transcript has 3 exons. NCBI's taxonomy places the organism in Eukaryota, Viridiplantae, Streptophyta, Magnoliopsida, Apiales, Apiaceae.
GCCCUCUAUUUAUACUCUACCAGAUCCUCACAUUUGCACAUCAAGUUUUCUCUCAGUCUCUUCUAUUUUUUCUCAGAACUUCAAGUGAUUUCAGCAGACAAAAUGGUUUACAAUCUUGAGUAUAACCAUCCAUUCUUUUCUCGUCGUUGCGUGCUGGUGACCGGACCAGUUAUUGUUGGUGCCGGGCCAUCAGGACUUGCAGUAGCUGCUGGGCUAAAGCAGCAAGGUGUGCCAUUUGUGAUCCUGGAACAAGCUGAUUGCAUUGCCUCUCUGUGGCAAAACCGCACUUAUAACCGCCUUAAGCUUCACUUACCUAAGCAAUUCUGUCAAUUACCUUUGUUCCCCUUUCCUAAACACUACCCUGAGUAUCCCACAAAAUUUCAGUUCCUUGAGUACCUUGAGUCCUAUGCUAGGAAAUUCGAGAUCACCCCAAGGUUUAAUGAGUCUGUGCAGUCUGCAAAGUACGAUGAGACGUGUGGUAUGUGGCGACUCAGAGUAGUGACAACCAGUGGGGGGGUGGUGGUGAGUGUGAUGAACUACAUAAGCAGGUGGCUUGUGGUGGCCACAGGGGAAAAUGCAGAGAAGAUUGUGCCAGAUAUUGAAGGGCUUAAAGAGUUUGGUGGCAGUGUCAUGCAUGCUUGUGACUAUAAGUCUGGUAAGGAUUUUCAAUACCAAAAUGUUCUGGUUGUUGGCUGUGGAAACUCGGGCAUGGAAGUUUCUUAUGAUCUUUGUCACCAUAAGGCCAAUCCUUUGAUGGUGGUCCGAAGCUCGGUGCAUGUUCUGCCAAGGAAUAUUUUUGGAGCAUCAACUUACGGAUUAGCAGCUACCAUGUUAAAUUGGAUGCCAGUUUGGAUGGUUGACAUUGUUCUUGUAGCUCUUUCGAGGUUAAUACUCGGAAAUCUGGAGAAGUAUGGUCUGAAAAGGCCUUCAAUAGGACCUCUGCAGUACAAGAACACUGAAGGAAAGACCCCUGUACUUGAUGUUGGUGCACUGCACAAGAUUCGGUCUGGAGAAAUAAAAAUAGUCCCCGGGAUCAAGAAGCUCUCUCGUCGUCGUGUUGAGUUUGUUGAUGGCAAUGUUCUUGACAUAGAUGCUGUCAUUUUUGCCACAGGGUAUUGCAGCAAUGUUCCUUCAUGGUUAAAGGAAAAUGAAUUUUUUUCAAGAGAGGGGACCCCUGUGGGGAAAUAUCCAAAUGGAUGGAAAGGAAAAGAUGGGCUUUAUGCAGUUGGAUUCACAAACAGAGGGCUGGCUGGGGCAUCAUCUGAUGCUACUAGAGUUUCAAUAGACAUUGGGAAACUAUGGAAAGAAGAAACAAAGAAAAUGAAGCAUUCUUCUGUUGUUUUGGCUGGCCAUAGAAGAUGCAAAUCACAUGUCUGAUAGAUUUCAUGCAAAAGUCUACUCUGAGAAAACAGCAGCAAAAACAGGACAAUUCUGUUCUAUUUUGCCUUUAAAGGUUUAGUAAUUUUUAUUUUUCGGGUCGGAUUCGUGUCGGAUUGCAUUUAAGCAAGACAAAAAGUAUGAUUAUAGUGGCCCUCUCCAUAGAGCUCCCAUAACUAGUGUUGGGAUUUUGAAGGAAGAUGUGGCUUGAUGUUCUUAGAAAUUCUUAUGUCCUCAGUAAUUCGUAUCUUUAAUAAAAGAAGUUU